This is a messenger RNA of Suillus subalutaceus, 1065 nucleotides long. RefSeq lists its product as uncharacterized. The record is from RefSeq and is a predicted model, not a curated record. NCBI's taxonomy places the organism in Eukaryota, Fungi, Basidiomycota, Agaricomycetes, Boletales, Suillaceae. The transcript is spliced from 2 exons. The coding region runs from base 1 to 1065 and encodes 354 amino acids.
AUGCCUGCGAAUACAAAUGAUGUUGUUAGUGCUGAUCUUACAGUCGCUAAAACCGAUUUACAAGGACUUGAACUGGCGGAACAUCAUUUUGGUCCCUUACUUCGCCCAACUCGUGCCACAAAGAGCGCAUGGACCAAUUAUUCUAUCAAUCGCCUCCAAACCAAUCAAGAGUACCGCACAGUUAUCCCGGUGCCACGCAAUGGCUCUGAGGAUGGCUCUGAGGAAGACUCUGAGGAGGAUGAAUACGACGAAUACUCCGAUAAAGCUUGGCUUUUCGACAGCGUCAAAGCUUGUGUUUCUCAGAUUGAGGGCGAAAUGGGUUUUGAGGACGGCACACUCCGAAUGCAUCACCAUUUUAUGGAACGAAACAGUGCUCGACGACGAAGAAUCAGGAUCUAUUCACCCACUGCACCAAUGUACAUUGAUGUGCAUUUCCAAUACUACUGCCGCUCGCGUUUGUCAGAGGUCGAGUGGUUCUACUCCCUCGGGUACAAGAUCCAACGUCGCCUAUCUGCAACGGCAGGCAAUGCACUUGCCAUCAAAAAAAAUUUCAAGAUGGGCAGUCCUCCGGAAGUGCACACGCGCAAUGGGUGGCAGACCUUGUGCUGGGGUUAUUAUGAUGACUCCGAUGGAAACUAUGGCAAACGUUGGCGCCGCAUUGAGUGUGGAGAAGUGGAGUUACACCAGGAAGGAGUUAUGGACGUUCACGAGGCGUUGUUCGGAGAACUGGAAAAACCUGCUGAAACUGACGCGGAGGCCAUGCUCGCAUAUCAACGAUCACUCGUAAGGGGCAUACGGCUGCUUCUCGCUGCUGUCGGUAUUUCAUAUGACGUUGCGUGUACUGAUGGUGAAAGUGAUCGUGGGCCCCAUGACUUGAUGCUUGAGGGGCUGAGCGACAAAUGGGUCGGGCGGGGGAUACGAAAUGCAUGUGGCCUCCGACUCGCCAGAGAUGCAGAAGAAGAGCGGAAAGGUGCCAUGGAACGACAGGAAGAAGUAAAGGGUUUCGACGAGGACGACGACGAUGACGACGACGAAGGGGAUUAUGACGACGAUUAUGGCUUCUGA